AAUGAUAAUAUUAAGAAACUCAUGUGCGAAUUGUAGGAAAUGGAUGUUGAAAAAAAAUGAACUUUGAGACAUCAAAAUCAAACUCUUGAUAGAAUUUCCGCCGAUUAAAUCAAUUAGCGUGUUUUUCCGGUGAUGUAAACCUCCGUCUCAGCAACCUUAACCUUAACCUCAACUGCGUUGUCGUCAUUAUCGUUGUUGUAAUCUCUUAUCGAAAUAAUAAAUACGAAGGCAUCAUGCAGAUAUAUAAAGGUAUGAUAGAAUUGGUCGUGAUUAAAAAUACCUCUGAAAUUACGCACAUAGUGUAGUAGUUGACUAUUGUGGAGAGAUGGGAGAACUGAUCGAUGCAUUGUGGUAUUGUUGCUGUUGCUGUUGACGACAUUGGAAACAUAGGAAACGUGGUGAAAAUGACGUGUGGUCAACAACUACGAGUAAAUAUUUACAAAUCGAUAGACGCAUGUCUAUAAAUCCAAACCGAAUAUUGAAAAUAAGAAUCAGAAUAUUUAAGAGUAGAGCAAAAAACUAUGAAAGUAAAAAAGCAUCGCAAUGGCGAUCAGAUAAGAGCUAAACAGGUAGUAACACUCAGCCACAGAGUUUGUUGUACCUAUUGCUACCAUCUCUGACUUCAUACCUUCCUGCAAGAAAAAGACGACGGCGUUGCCACCGCCGCAACUGAUGAGGUCAUGCCCAACGAUCAACCUCGACGAAAGUGGGGGAGAAAUUUGCCAAGAAAUUUACAGCUCAGUUUGCGUCAGGCUUGUGGAAUAGCGGAGGAUUCUCCCUCCCCCCAUAAAACUGUUUCAUUAGUCUCAAAUACGGGCUUUUUAUCGUUAGUACUGGCAAUGAGCUGACUUCAAGUCAAAUCAAGCCCUUUCUGCUUGUGUUUUUUCCUUAGCUUCUUCGAAGUUUGGAAAACGGAAACCGAGAUGCGAGAGAGACAAAAAAACAACAUCUCUUGGUUUUCCGAUCAUUAAGAAGGAGAAGAAAAAAGAUAAAAUGCAAACAAUAACAAGAGUCGAUGUAAUUUCCGAUGUACUAAAAGAUAAUUCGAAGUCUGCACGCUGCAACGUUUGAAAUUGGAACGAUGAUUGAAACCAAGUGUAAUUCCGAAACCGGUGAAAUACAUUGAAUAAAUUACACGUUCCGCACACAUGCAGUCUCUGCAUCAGCAUCAACAACACAGCAAUAGCGAUGCUAUAGGUGUAUAGUUGAUUAUAGGAGGUGGAGUCCUUUGCUUUUCUUUUUCAUCCUCUCGUUCGUUUCGCGAUGAACGGGAAGAAGAAGAAUGAGAAGAAGCUGAGCAGAGCUCAACGCGGAAACGUUGUCGAGGAGGUCGAGGAGGGGGAGGAGGAAGGAUUGAAGAGCGCGAAGCGCGUUGGCCCCGCUUUUCCCCCACCAUCCUAGGAUUUGCAGCGAGUUCAGGCGAACGGUUCGACUCAGCUCUCCGUGGUGCUUCCUUCGUUUUGUACAUCCGUUCUCGUGAUGGCGACGAGCCGACAACCAGCCAGCGGCUGUGCAACCAGUAAACCGAAGUCGGUUUGCCAGCUGAUCGGAAACUCCGCGCGUCAUCGCGGUUCUGCCUACGCAAAACGGACACAAGCACCUACAGCGAAAUCACUAUUUCCGAAGAGAAAGGAGAGGAGGACUAAUAAAAAUUGUGAUACAAACAAUCCUCAAUGUGAUAAUUGCCAGUGAGAGAAUCAUCCUAGGAAUCGAGAAAGUGUACUCGAAUGUUGAGUAAUUCACGAACUCCUGAUUGGAGUAUGAAAAUAACAGUUAUAUAAAUAAGUUAAUCAAAUUGGUGAAAAUAUUAUAUGGAACAAAGAAUAUUAUUUGUCCCGGCUUUAUUGUCCGUGCGAAAGAAGACUAGGAUCAGGACAACAAAAAGGGUGAGAAUGAGGAGGAGGAUCACUGUUCAGGAUUGAUUCUUAUGUCGAAGUCAUACUACGCCAUAACCUACCCCUAACCCCAAAGAGCCACGUCUUCUCGCUCCUCCUAUUGCACUCUAUUCACGAAUAGUUGUACAAAUAUUAACAAGUGUUGUUGACGCUGUGUUUUCAUAAAGAAGAGUGUGCAUACGGUAAAUUGGCGGUGAAAGAAGGAAUAAGGACGAUAAUAAUAAGAACAAUAGUAAUAAAUCAGCAACAACAGCGACAGCAGGAAGAGGAGAAAGGGAAGGAGACGUUAGCGGAUUUCUUCUGAUCAAUGAAUAACAGCACAACGGGGGCCGGCCUCGCGGCUGCUGCUUCUGCCACUGCUCUUCCAGAGGAAAAACAAGAAAUCGAGAUUCGGCCCCGGCCCAGCUGACUACUGGCAACGCCGGUUAACGUGCUCGUUAUUACCACAGCCGUCGUUAAGAUAUCUUCCCCGAUACUUUAUUAUUUUCAUCCACGCUACUGUUCGGUAUAACGGCGACGAGAGGACAUGCAGCGACGGUAGUGCGAGAGCAAAACGGAAAAACGAGAAGAAGAGCGAAAACGGCAAGAGAAAAGGGCGCAAACGGUACGAAAGAGCUCGAAACAGAGAAGAAUUUGAAUUUGCUACGUAUUUGGUCCAUAUCUAUAUAUAUAAAAACUUGUGUGUAUAUAUACACCUGUUAUCGUUGACUCAACACUUGAAGACACAAGGCGCAAAGAUGCUUUACGUAUUUCACGUUGAUACCGGAACGACGGUCACCUUCGACAUGAAGCUGGCCCUUGAGAGUGUCGCUCAGCUGAAGGAGGCUAUAGAAAGAGUAUGUGGAGUGGCAACCGAACAGCAGGUCCUGCUCGUGAGCGGGGGUGAAAGUCUCGAACCGAAUGCAAGGGUCUGCACCUAUUCCGCGGGGACGGACACCAACCCCAUUUACCUGUUCAGCAAAGCGUCGAUUGAGAGUCAACAGCCUCCCGUGCCGAGCAUAGAAUAUGGCUCAGAUGUAGAUCUUCAGGGGCAGAUCGAGGCAUCGUUGGUGAUGCCGGCUACGUAUCAAACGGUUGUGGCGAGAGCGCAGCUGGGUCAACAGUGCUGGACGCUGGCGAGGAACCAGACAAGUGUUUGCGAGAAGCUUGUCCACGACCAGCAUCUGCAGCAGCAGGGCUGGGCAGCGGUGGUCGCGAACCUCGAAGACAUAACACAGAUGUUUCAAUCGAGGGCAGAUCUGCUCCAACAGAGCUUCACUCACUACUUGACGGAACGGCAGCAGUACAUCGAACUCUUGAACAACUUCAGUGAGGACCUCGGCAUGCUCUCAAAAAUCCCCAUCCUCCCUGCGCUUCGGGCGUACGCGGAGGGCUUCCUGAGUCCCGAAGAUCAAGAUGACGCUGAGUUGGGAAGCAACAGCUCGACGACGAGGGCGGAACCGUCGAAUGACACCGAACGGGGUGAUCAGGCAUUGAGUCUGCUAAAGUGGAUAUCGGCAAAGGACAAUCAGAGCAGCCUCGAGCAGGUCGCUGAGCAGUGCUCGAGGGGCUUGGCAACGUUCGACGAGCGGGUGAUGGAGUCGCUGAAGUCUGAGGUGAGCAGCGCCGUCGAAGCGGCGAACAAGCAGGACUUGAAGGAGAUCAAGGGGCUCGGGGAGCGGCUCUAUGGACUGGAGCAGCUCAUGUUCGAGGCUAAAAAACUGGUCCAGGAGCAGGGCGACCUGGCGCAGGCCUUCCUGCAGAACCAGAACAGGGCCAGCAACCUCGGGGACGCAAGCAUCCUUCCAGACCUUUGCGCGUCUCACAAACGGCAGCUUCAGGUCAUGCUCCAGAACCACAACCACCUCCGGGACAUAAGGAGACGAUGCACCAAGGCGAAGGAGGAGCUCUCGGUGAAUCUUUAUCACCGAUUGAAGUGGAUAAUGUACGUGGAAAACAAAAUGAUGGAGGUCGACGGGAAGCUCAUCAUGUACCACGAAAGCCUUAAGCGGCUCAGACGCCAUCUUGAUGUGCUUCAGCAAAUAAAUCUCGCGCCUGAAAUGUAUAUGACCGCCGUAGCCGAGGUUGUCCGGCGCAGGACGUUCUCUCAAUCUUUUCUCAUGUGGGCCAGUAAUCUCGCGUGUCAGCUCCUGACUGUUCAUAGCGAGGAGAUCGCCAGAAGAAGGGACUUUCUGGGGAAGUUUGAAGGGCACUUUUUGAACACCCUUUUCCCUGGACUCGAGGAUACUCCCCCGGAUUUCGCCACUCAGGCUCCUUCUGUUUUCGACAGUGCAUUGCCAAAGCUAACUUCGCACGAUAUGGAAUCGUUAAGAAAAACUUUGCCGGAUCUUGCCCUGGCAGUGUCUACUCCUGACCUGAACAGCAUCACUCAAUUCUUUCUGUCGAAAAGUCUGACCGAGGGAAGCAGCAUCGAAGGCUCAAAGGACAAGGAAAAUGAGCAGGACUUAACAAACCCUGACGAUAAAAAUUCGAGCCCUCUGAGGGCGCCGCUUCUCGGCGAUCGUGGCGGGGGUUUCGAGUCUGAGACGGAUACCGAAGAGUUUGAAAAAAUCGGACAACAGGGUCAGACGAUAACGGAGCUGAAGCAGGGUGGAGUCAAUCUGGAAUCAUUCGACGGUGACACGGCGUCGGAUAAGGAAAAACGAUCAGAGUUAGCCUCCGCUGCCGCGACGACGUCAACGACGACGGUUAACAUUCAAGAUCAUCACCAUCAUCAUCAUCGCCGUCGGUGUCACUCGACGAAGAGCAACAACACCAACAAAUCUGCUGCUGCUACUUCUUCUUCUACUGUUACUCAUUCUCCCGAUGGUCAUAAUCAUCCCGAUCCCAUAAAUAAUCCUUCCUUAAACAAUCCCGCGGUGUGCGACGGUGGCGGAAGUGGAAACGAAGGUUCGGGCGAAGCUUGCGGACCAGGAUCAGGAUCAGGAUCAGGAUCAGGAUCAGGAUCAGGAUUAGGAUCAGGAUCAGGAUCAGGAUCAAGAUCGGGAACCAGAGAGCAAGGAGGGCACCAGCUCGACAGUGCAGGGAGCAGUUCUUCGUUGGAAAAUGGAAUCGGGGAUUUCAUGGGUACCGAAUUUUAUAUGGACGAAUCAUUGCCCAGCAGCCUUAGUGAACACCCGGGUCCAAGUGUCGAUGUUCAUCAUCAAGCAAUCGUUACCCUAUUACAGGAGAACUUGGGAAACACGCGGGAAGAAGUCGAACGGCUCCAGUCGAUACUUCGCUGCAUGAAAUCAGUGGCAGGCGAAGCUCUGCUGGCUUUACGUCAGGAGUUGGCGAUAAUAAGGGAGCGCAUGCUGAUAGGGAACUCAGGACUGACGGAGCUGACGGAGGAUGUGAGAAAGGCACUCGAAAUUCACUCUGGAGAAUGCGAGAGGACGCUGCAAGAGCGAGAGCAGGAACUGACUGUCGACCACGAGCUGGAAAUGGCCGAUUUACGGAAGCUGAUGCAGAGUCGCGAGGACGACAUCCGUUCCCUCGAGCAGACGAUCGUCGAGAAGGAAUCCGGGCUCUCGGAGCACGAGAGACUGCUCGCGGCUCUGCGCCAGAAGAUGGACGCUGACCAGACAGAGUUCCGCCAGUUUCAAUCCAGGAUCUUAAUGAUGGAAGAAGCCAUCGAGAGGGCCAACAUGGAAAAGGAUAUCGCUCUCAAGGAGAGCCAGCAGGUGAGUAAGGCCGAGAUCGAUGCACUCAAUGCAUCGCUCGCUGAAAGCCAGGAAAGGGUUGGACAGCUUGAGGAACGCCUCAACGCUAUUGGAGCCGAACACGAGGAGGCCAUCAAGGCUGCCACCGAAAAGUACCAGAAGGUCUAUAAAACGGAACUGGAGAACAUCAGGAGUAGGUUUAAGCUCAUGGCAGCGUCGACGAUGGAAAGAAGUCCGAGCGAUUCAAGUCUUGAGAAGAUCGAGCGUCCUGAAAUGAUUGAGCUUGUCAACCACGAGGCGAUUGUGGCAAAGUUGCGGGAGGACAUGAAGACUGAGAGGACGACAGCCAUUCGUGGUGCCAUCGAGAAGGAAAGAUCGGAAUGUGCUGCCAAAUUGGACCAUGAACUGAGGCUGGCCAGGCAGAGAAACGACGCCGAGAGACAGGUCUGGUUCAAUGAAGCCAUGCGCCGGGUGAUCGAGGAGAAGGAGAGGCAGCUCGAAACUCAUAGGUCCAGGGAAGCCAUGCUGUCCGAAGAGUGUGAACGCUUCAAGGUAACCAUCAGGAGGCUCACCGAGUCGGAGACCAUGAUUCGACAAACGCUUACCGAAACCGUCGAGAGUCUUGAGGCAGACAAAGUAAGACUAGAGGCGAACAUGGAGGCUGAUAGAAACGAGUUGAAAGACCGUGAGGACAAGUUGAAGGAGUUGGAAUCCGAGAGAGAUAAAUUGCGGACGGAGCUGAAUGACGAGCGUCUGAAGAUGAGCGAGGGAGGUGGGUGCUUGGAGGAGGCUGUGAAGAUGCUGGAGGCGAAGAACGAGAGGCUGGAGACGAUAAAUGCGGGGGCUGACUCACGACUGCAAAAGCUGGAGGCGGAGAAGGACAAGCUGAAGGCAGAGCUGGAGAUCCACAGAAAAAUUGACGACAUUGAAGUCUCGGAGUCCAAGAAGGUACGGCUUGAGUCAGAGCCAGACCUCCAGGAAUUGAUACGGCGACUCGAGCUAGUCGAGGGCGAGAACAAGCGGUUAAAAUCGGAGAUGCGAAUCCUCCACGAGGGCAGAAGCAUCCUUGAAUCGAAAGUCGAGGCUCUGAAGUCCGACAAUGUCGCCCUGAAGAUGGAACUCGUCGAGGAAAGAUCGCGGCGCCGGAAUUGCACCGGCGAGGCGAUGACCGCCUCCGCUGCUCCUGAUCCUCGCGAAAAAGACAUGUGCGCCUCAGUCGCCGUGAUUCCGGAAUCUUCGAGCCGCGAUGCCGCAACAAGCCCCGAACCCAGCAGGCGAAAGUCGUCGGUCCACGUCGACAACAAACUUACUCGCAGCACAAGAAACCUCAUCCAACAGUCAAAGAUCAGCAUCUGCACGUGCAAUCCAGGCGACAUCGUCCUCGUGCUGUGGGAACCUGCUUACUCAUCUUACACAGUACUUCAAGAAACCGAUGCAAUAUAUUUAGUGCACUCCGACAGUAUCGUCCUUCUCGAUCUGAAACUUAAUCCCGACGGCACUCCGAAGAAGAAUCACACAGUUGCUGAGGUUGUCAAAAAAGAGUGGUGCCUCGCGAAAAAGGCAAAUAAUCGAUAUAAAGUUGAGGAAGGCAAAACAUUUUAUCGGGUUAAACUUAAGCCACAGCAGAAAGAGACCGGUAGUAUUUACACUGGAAGUAGUGGCACCAGUAGCCGUCAGACGAGCGAGGCAUUGACGAAAGGAUCUCCGUCAUCGUCUCAUCAACAUCAGCCUUCAUCCCACUGACAAACGGUAGCGUCGCAUCCCGACUCGAGUUCUGGAACACGAUUAAACUGGUGUAAUGAUACAGCAAAUGAUUAUCAAGUUAAAACUAUGGUAUCACCUGUAACGAGAAUGUCGAAAUUCUUUGAAUUCAUUAGUAUAUCUUUUUGUCUGAUCAGCCUAUUUAAAUGCCGGGUGAUUGGCACACGAAAUAAUAAUAACAACAACAAGAAUAAUAAUAAUAAUGACAAUGAUAAUAGGCAAUUGAGACGUACUAUUGGUUGAUUUCAUAGGAUGUUCAAUCAUUUCUAAUCGAUAUGGAAUUUUACCGUCACUAAUGCGUGAAGAAAACGAGUAACGCGAUAUUUAAAAAAAAAAAAGAAAUUCAAUCAUCAACAUACCAAUUUGGUGCUGAGAUUUUUUUCAAAAUUUCUCGGGUCUGAUAAUAUUUUUGUUUGUUUCUAAUCGGACGUUAAUUGUGAGUAACAAAAGAAUUAUAAAAUUUGAAAAACAAGAAGCGGAGAAGAAAUAAGAAGAAAUUAGUUGUUCAGUUGAAGAAUUAUAAUUGAAAUAAGAAAAACGAACAUAUUCUGAGCGGGUUUUCUUUUUCUUCGGUAGUUGUCUCCUAAAGAAUGAACGAGGUUGAUGAAUCCAGAUUCGUAUUUAUACAUACCAAACGUGCGUGAAGUCUUGAUGAUAGAAUGAAUUCUAUUAUAUAAUAUAAUAUUAUUACUAUAUUGUACCUAGAUGAUGUUAAUCAAUUGAUUACCUAUACUUUUCGUGAUAUAAAAUAUUUUAGUUGUAAUAUGAAUAGUAAUAUUAAUAAUAGGAUACAUAGAUGAGAAUAUUAAACUUUAUGAUAAUAUUAAAGAUUUGAAGUAAUAAUGAUAGUGGUGAUGAAUGAGUAAAUGAUACAAAAUUAAUAAUAAUAACAAUAACAAUAAUGAUAAUGAUAAUAAUGACAAAGGCAUGAAAAAUAUGAUUAUUUGCGUAUUCAACUUGGAAAUGAGCCUAAAAAAAUAAACAAUAGAUGAAACGAAUAAUCCGGAGGCGAGUGAAUACCUACAUAAAAAAAGAGGAAGAUACGUAGACGUUUAACACGGGACCUAAAAGCAGAUAGCUGACAUACCUAUUAACAUAGGCACGGCGUUUUAUUGUGAUACACAUAAAAUACAACAUAUAUAUACACCUCUAUCAAUAAUUUUUAUCACUAUACCAUUUGUAGAUAAAAUAAUAUUAAUAGAAAAUUGAAUGACGUAAAAAUUUUAUAUUGCGUUAAAGAAAAAACUUACCGAAAGAGGGUUAAAAAUUCUUUCAACCUAUUGAAACAUCGCGCGCUGUGAACGAAGCUGCUACAGUAAUAGCAAAAAAAUAUUAAGAAAAAUCUCAUUGAUUCUCUGCAAUUUUAUGUGGUAACAAAGGGCAGUGAGAUUAAACGACUAAUAAACAGAAUUAAACAAACGAACAAAAAUAAUAAAUAUAUGAAUGUACGUUACGUAAUUUAAACUGAUGAAAUAAAUACAAAACGAAUCAAAACAUCGUUAAUUUUAUAGUUUAAUGUCGCACAUUCUUGAAUGUUCCGUCUUCUUCGCUAUAAUUGUAGAUGAUAAUAUUUAUGAACGAAAAACAAAUCAAACAAUUCUGACGUGUUUAAUUUACGUUCAUUGUAGUUUAUUUCCAUAUUUUCCGGGAAGUGAAUAAAAUGUACCAUCAACCACAAAUAUAAUGUUAAUAAUCAUAAUGAUUGAUAUUGAUACAAAGGUAAUUAAGAAAGUUUUGUGAUUCAAUUAAUUAUAGUUAUUAUAUUAUUACAUUAUAUUGUGUAGUGUGUUAGAGAAGUGACACUAACAAUAAUAAUGAUAAUAAUAGUAACAAUAACAAGUUACGUUAUAUAUACUUUAUUUUCGCUCUAAAUUUCUAGAUGGUAACAGACAUACCCAUAAAAAAUGCACACACAGGAUGAAAUAUGCAAGAAGAAAAUCAUAUUCUAUAGCGAUAUUUGUAGAAAUAUUAUUAUUCUUAUUGAAUAAAAUAGGUACGUUCGUAUAUUGUAGUGAUUUUAUAUUCAAUAUUGCAUAAAUAGAUCAUAAGAGUUGUCAAACUAUUUUGGUGAGAUACGAUAGAAGGAAAAACACUUUGGUUUUGUCUAUAGUUCACAAUUAUCGAUUAUAAAUUACAUUCAAAUAAUCGUAUAAUAACACCCAAUUUUUUCAUUAUCCUCUAAUAAGCCGAGCCGUCGAAUGCAAAGUCGCAGAAGAAGAAGAAGGAGAAGAGAAAAGAGGAUAUAACUGAAUUUAGAAAAUAAUGUUAUUCUCCCUCUUUUUUUUUUUGGUUCCCUACUAUUUUAUAUACUGUUAUUCCGAUGUAUUUCCUACAGGAUUUGUCGGAUAUUCUACUGAAAAUUCGGCAGUUAAUCGUUCUGUAUUUUUAUUCUGUAACAGAACUGUUGAAUUGACACGGGGUAAUAUUUUUUAGUCGAUUUGACGAUCAAAAAAAAAAAAUUUUUCAGUUCAAUUCAUUGCGUUAUUAUAAUUACUAUUAUUAUCAAAAUCCUACUACUAAUCUAGCUUGAAAAAUGACUAUCUUAUGAGAAUUAAUCUAGUAUAAAACGUAAGUAACUAAUUAGCAUAAACAUACUUACUUAUAUAUAUAUAAUAUAUAUAUAUAAUAAGUAUAAUAAGGUAUAAUAAAUUUAUGAUGAAACAUAAUAAUAAUAUACUAAUAUAAUAUCUAGCGAUUGUACAUAAAAAUUACCUUCGAUACUAAUGUAAUGAAUUACAAUACCAGGCUUGAAUAUGUGAUGUGAUGAAUGUGUGAUCAUAAGUAUUUACGUAAGCACUGUAUGCAUAUGUACGUGCAAUAAUUGUGUACAAUAUCGUGGCAGCUGCUAAUUAAAUUUAUUCAUUCUUCUUUUUCUUUCAUACAAAAAAGUUUUUUUUUUUUUUUUUUUUUUUUUUUUAGAAAAAAGUACCACAACUGUGUCAUUAUUAUUAAUAUCAAAUAUAUUGUAUCUGAUAGCAGACAUGCUGUGUAGUAACGAAUUUUCAAAUCUAAUUAUUACGAUUUAUAUACACCAUUUAUUACAGACCACGUGCGUAAUAUAUGGUAAAUUCUUUAUAAGUUAAAAGAAUCAUUUGCUUACACGAAAAAAGAAAAAGCCACGUGAAAAUAGAGAAUUAACUGCAUAAUAUUUACUGCAAAUGCCUAAAUACACCGUAAACUUGAUGUAAUUGUGUAAAAUAAAAACAUACAUACAUAUGUAUCUACACGCUUACACCUAAAUGUCGAUUAGGUAGUAAGUUUUAUCGAUUUUAAAACGUAAGAAGGUAAAUAGAUCUAGUUAGGGCGAAAGUAUAGUUCAUUCUAAUUACAUUAUACAUCAAAUAUUACAUAAGUAGUAUGUAAGUACUUACUCAACAGUUGCAGCGUACGUUGGUACAUACGUGUGAGAUGGAUAAGGAAGUAAAAUAUGGUGAUUAUUUUUUCAUAUAAUUCAAAACAUCUUUUCUAUGUUCCUUAAUUUUUUACUUGUAUUUUGCAUUCACUUAGUUUAUGUUCUACAUUUUUUUGUUUUGCAAACUGCUCUAUUGAUUCAUGUCCAAUUGUCAAUCUGGUUCAAAUUUCUGAUGUUUGAAGAUUGAGGGAAAAAAAAAAAAAAAAAUUUGAAAUACAAAUUAGAGAUAAAUUGAUUUAUAUUGACAAGAAACAGUUUUGUGUAAUUCCAUAUUCUAUAAUAG
Neodiprion virginianus is the source of this 10992-nucleotide messenger RNA. It is a transcript of the gene Atg17, whose product is annotated as RB1-inducible coiled-coil protein 1. Gene Ontology annotation, cellular component: Atg1/ULK1 kinase complex; extrinsic component of membrane; phagophore assembly site membrane. The coding region runs from base 2633 to 7279 and encodes 1548 amino acids. Gene Ontology annotation, biological process: glycophagy; reticulophagy; autophagy of peroxisome. The transcript has 12 exons. Gene Ontology annotation, molecular function: protein kinase binding; molecular adaptor activity. The record is from RefSeq and is a predicted model, not a curated record. Lineage: Eukaryota; Metazoa; Arthropoda; Insecta; Hymenoptera; Diprionidae.